Podospora anserina S mat+ is the source of this 1644-nucleotide messenger RNA. RefSeq lists its product as uncharacterized. NCBI's taxonomy places the organism in Eukaryota, Fungi, Ascomycota, Sordariomycetes, Sordariales, Podosporaceae. Bases 1 to 1644 code for a protein of 547 amino acids. The record is from RefSeq and is a predicted model, not a curated record. The transcript has 5 exons.
AUGUCGUCGAGGAACAACCACGUCGGGGACACGACCGCCCAGUCCUACGAUGACGCCGAGAAGGGUAUCUACGAAGCCUCCCAACAGUCUUUACCGGUCCUCCCUACCCCACCAUCACCAGUUUACUCUGUUGAUGAGAAAGCCAUAAUCCAGCAGGUCGAGACAGUUCAGCCAACACCGGUAACAUCUCCCAUUCAUGAGGGUAUCACACCAUCCUCCUCCACACCAGUCCUCACUCUUGCCUCGCGCAACUCACCGCCCUCUCCCGCCAGCGAUGAUCUCAAGAAGCCGCAUGGCAAGCCACCAGCGAAGCCAAAGAGAAAAGUCAGCCGAUGGAUUCUGUUUCAACUGUGGUACAACACCUACCGCAAGUUCUUCACCAUUGUGGUGACUCUUAACCUGAUCGGUAUCUUGAUGGCUGCUAUCGGGAAGUUCGAAUACGCCACAAACCACCUGGGCGCGUUGGUGUUGGGUAACCUGCUGAUGGCCAUCCUGAUGAGAAAUGAACUGUUCCUCCGGUUCCUGUACAUCAUCUCUAUUUACGGGCUCAAGAGUUGGGCCCCCAUUUGGCUCAAGCUCGCUGUAACUUCGAUCUUGCAGCACGUUGGUGGCAUUCACUCCGGAUGUGCCCUGUCUGGAGCAUGCUGGCUUCUCUACAAGAUCGUCGACAUCCUCAUUCACCAUGCCAAGCAACACCCUUCCGUGAUCGCCACUGGUAUCAUCACCAAUGUGCUGGUUGUGAUCAGUAUCUUGAGCGCGUUUCCUUGGGUCAGGAACAACCACCACAACGUGUUCGAGGGACAUCAUAGGUUGAUUGGUUGGAUGGGUUUGGCAACUACCUGGAUCUUCGUCGUCCUCGGCAAUGCCUACGACUUGAAGCUUGGAGAGUGGAGGCUGGAUGCGCACUCUUUGAUCUCCACACAGGAGCUUUGGUUUGCGGUCUUCAUGACAGUCUUGUAUGCUUACCACCUCCCCCUUUAUCUUUGUGUGCCGGUCGAGCUAACACAUGGCUACAGUGUUCUCAUCCCAUGGGUCACCCUUCGCGAAGUUCCGGUCGAGGUCGAGAUUCCAUCACCAAAGGUGGCCAUUCUCAAGUUCCAGCGCGGUAUGCAGCAGGGUCUGUUGGCUAGAAUCAGCAGGACGUCCAUCAUGGAGUACCAUGCUUUUGGCAUCAUUAGUGAGGGGAGAAAGAGCGGGUGUCAUUAUCUCAUCUGCGGCGUUCAGGGCGACUUCACCAAGUCCCUUGUUGACAACCCGCCCAAGACAGUGUGGACCCGUGAACUCAAGUUUGGUAUGUUCCCCUUUGCUCUCUUUACAUUACGUUGGCGAAGACUAACAAGGAACAGCUGGUGUUGGACACGCCUCGGCCAUGUUCAAGCGCGGCAUCAGAGUUUGCACCGGUACUGGCAUUGGCGCCGCUCUCUCAACAUGCAUCCAGAGCCCCAACUGGUUCCUCAUCUGGAUUGGCUCGGAUCAGGAGAAGACCUUCGGCCCAACAAUCUCACGGUUGAUCCACGACAACAUCGAGCCGGAGAGGAUGAUCUUGUUAUCUUCAUCACCUCGAACAAGGCGGGUAACGAUGAGAUGAUGCAAGGGUGCUUGGAGGCCGGACUCCACGCCUUCGGAACGCUUUGGGAUUUCUAA